This is a messenger RNA of Pecten maximus, 4827 nucleotides long. RefSeq names its product BMP-binding endothelial regulator protein-like. NCBI's taxonomy places the organism in Eukaryota, Metazoa, Mollusca, Bivalvia, Pectinida, Pectinidae. The record is from RefSeq and is a predicted model, not a curated record. Gene Ontology annotation, molecular function: protein binding.
CAGAUGUCCAUUCCAUUGAAGGGGUGUCGAUUUUCUGUAUACAUGUCGGUAAAUAAGGCUCUCUCACUUUACUCCUAUUUUCUAAAAGGGACAUUUUUCGUCAGAUUUUUUUUUUGUUAGCUCUCCACUGAUCCAAGGAAGUCUUCACAUGGUAUGCGUCUCCAUUGAAGUGUCGACAAGCCAAGCACGCAUCUGCUUGGAACUUCACAGAUAUAGGCUACCUACUUAUACCUAUAUACUUGACGUUAGGAGACACAAGGAUAUUUAGAAGUGAUACGUGAAAAAUACCUAUAACAUGUACAGACGUUAGCCUGAACUGGAACACCUAGUAUUUACUCUAAAAAGACUAGCAGUGUAUAUAUUGUUACGCUGUGAAGCUAUGACUAAAGAGCAAAUAGUCUCCGGCUUCACUCGCCUGUCGGUACACGGGCGGGGAGAGAUAUAAAUUGAAGUAAAAACACGAAUUGUUUCAACUGUGAUCCGUGGCCGGAGUAACUAUGUAGUCCCGUGUAUUUCGUUGGAGGGUAGAGUCUAGUGAAUGGAAACAAUACCGGUGGUACGGAUUUUUAUACUUGUGCACCGGUUGACAAAAUACCAUUGGAUCCCGAUAAAUAAUUUGGACCAAUCACUGAAGUAGGGUCGUGUAUUUUUUUUACACAGCACACGAGGGUUGUGUGAUGGUGGUGAAGUAUUUAAUCCACAGUACCAAACAGGAUCUAUGUGUUUUCUGUGGAGAUUGACAACAAAAUGAAUACAUCGAAAUAUGUUUCAGCUCGUGAUAUUGGCAUGUUGAUAUUUAAGAGAGUUUGUCCAUUGACUUUCAGUGUUUACACAUGUCAAACCUGGAAGGGAUGAGAGAAAUCGGCAGACCAUGCGUGAUGUUAUGAUAGUUCUAUUACUAUCUGGAGAAACAAUUCAACUGUUUCACGUAACAAGUAACGUGUCCAUGGACCGAAUUUAUAGAUAGCGGCUUUGUAUUAAAACAUAACCUUUUUAGAUCGUCUGUUGGAAUUUGUCACUUGACAGAGCGUAUCGAACACGCCGAUAUUUCUAGACAUGUGCCGUGAGUCGAACUCGCCGAUUUUUCACACUGGACAUCUUUUGAUAUAAAGUGUUUUAGAUUUAUAUUGACUUGUGGAAAUGUUUACAUAAAUCACCUCAUGUUUGGAAACUAUUUAAAUCUGCUUUACCCUCAGAAUGCAACAUCGAUACUAAACAUCUGCUCGCGAAGCACAUGCAAACACGUGCAGUUAUAGAUACGGAAUAUAUGCACGUGUUUUCUUUUAACUUCACCAUUGUUUCCCAGAGAGAGAGAGAGAGAAAACGCAAACACUCAUUGGUUGUUUGGAUUUUUUAAACAAAAAUUGAUACAAAAUUUGAGAGAUCCCUGUAGUCACGAUAGACUGUUGACAGCUCUACAUAUGCAAGGUGUACGAUCGCCACUUUGAGCAUUUUUUACCUUUGUAUAGCCUCGAGUUCCAAUUAGCUGGAACGGUGUCAGAAGUUACCGUCGACCGACAGGGUAAUCAACGGUGUCAUUAAGAUGUCAUACACAGAUUUAAUUCACCGUUGGAAUUUACCACAAUCUUAAAAUCAAAAUAUUCUUCAACUUAACUAAAACAAUCUAAACGUUUGGUUCUGACUUCAGAUUAUAUACGCAUAAUUAAAAGAAAUAUAAGAGAUCACCUUACUUGUGGUCGGAAGAAAGAAACAAUUCAUCAAUGUUAUCGAUUAAUAUAAUUAUCGUAAGAUAGGUAAACAAUACCCGGAUGUUGAAUAAGACUUUAAGUCUACGGGAGUUACUAUGUGUACAAAUACAUACAACGAUGAUUCAACGUCUACAACGAAAUCGACGAUCGUGUAUCUAUUGUGGGGAAUUUUAUACCUAACUGUGAUGAAAACACCUUUGGUCGACGCUCAACUAACAGGAAGUAUACAGAAGUGUGUUAAUGAAGGCGAGUCUGUAUUCAUCCCACAAAUCUCGGACAAUCCGUGCAUCACGUGCUUCUGUCGGGAGGGGGCCGUUGAAUGUAGACGUGAGAAAUGUCAGAGUUUGGAAGGCUGCUAUAUGAUCUUGUAUGAUUAUCUCCUAAGCGGUCACCGGAAGUGUUGCGAAGUAUGUAAAGGUUGCACCGUGGAUGGAGAAUAUUACGGAAGUAAUUCUAUAUGGACGGAUAAAUCUGAUCCAUGUAUCACAUACUCUUGCAAGGCGGGGGUCGCCACCAGGACAACCACCAAGUGUUACGCGCCAUGCGCAAAUCCAGUUCCGGUUCCGGGUCAGUGCUGCCCCGUAUGUAAAAGUUGUCAAUAUAAUGGGAACACUUAUAAUGAAGGUGAUGUGUUUCCGCUCUCGACAGACCUGUGCACCAAGUGCUCGUGUACGAAUGGAACAGUCAGCUGUGAGAAGGAGACCUGUCCGGUUUUAAAUUGUCCAAAGAACGUAAUAUGGCAGCCUCCAGGUUCCUGUUGCAAACUUUGCAAAGGUCAAAGAAGGAUAUUCAAUCUCCCCGGUGGAAAAUGUUUCUUUCAAAAUAAAAUCUACAAAACCGGAGAGACGUUCCGACCUGGCAACUGCACAAGCUGUCUAUGUGUGGACGGAACGUCUAUAUGUGAUCGCGAGACAUGUCCGCCACUUCCUUGCCCCUUAGAGAAAACUGUUCAGAGGGAAAACUCGUGUUGUCGCGUUUGUCCCGAGAAACAGACAUGUGACUACAAGAAUAAAACGUACAUGCAUGAACAACAAUGGCGACCAAACGUUUGUACUAAGUGUUCAUGUGACGACGGUUCAACAAGAUGUCACGUGCAAAAUUGUCGGAACACGGUCUGGUGUCCAGCGGGCUACCGAUUACAGUAUAUUGAUGGUGAAUGUUGCCCGAGAUGUACCGAAGCUAAAGGAGUGUGUACCGUGUUUGGUGAUCCUCAUUAUAGAACUUUUGAUGGACGGAUAUAUAAUUUCCAAGGGCCGUGCAAAUAUCUUCUGGCGGAAGACAUAGUGACUAAAUCGUUUUCAAUACGCGUGCGCAAUGAUGCGCGCACAUCACCUUGGUUCACGUGGACAAGAAUGGUGACAGUGUUUCUAGGAAAUGUGAAAAUAGGACUUCAUCAAAAAAUGAAUGUGAAAGUAAAUAGGAAGCGUGUCAAGCUUCCUUACACAAAUCACGCUGAAUUCUCGGUCGUACGAGACGGUCAGUCUGUCAAGGUCAUGACCGCUAUUGGACUUAAGAUAAUCUGGGAUGGUGAUAGUUUUGUAGAAGUGACGAUACCUAGUCGUUAUAAACAGAAGAUGAGAGGUCUGUGUGGGAACUAUAACGGUAUCAGCUCGGACGACUUGAAGGGGAAGGAUGACAUCUUGUAUCAUGAUGGAGAAAACUUCGGUAACACAUGGCGUGUUGGAAGUAAAGCUGCAUGUACAAUUAAGGAAAAUGUUCAAAAAACAGAACCGCCUUGUAAAUCCGACAGUUCUAAGAGAAAACGUGCCAAAAGGGAAUGUAGCCAUCUUUUAGCAAGCGUGUUUUCCAGAUGUAGGCGCUUAAUAGACGUGAGACAGUACUACAGAUCAUGUAUAGCGGAUAUGUGUGAGUGUCCGGAUAACAAACAGUGCGCGUGCGAAGCUGUGAAAGCAUACGCACACAGGUGUAUCAACGAAGGCAUACAGAUAAUGUGGAAUGAUCAGCGAUUCUGCCCAGAACACUGCCCGGAGGGUGCUACGUAUAGACAAUGUACGAAACGCUGUUUGCGCUCGUGCGAUGAACGUGACCAGAAAGCAUUAUGUAAAACAAAGUGUUCCCCGGGAUGUGUGUGUCCCGGGAACAGAGUACUACGUAACAAUAAAUGUAUAAAACCCAGACAGUGUCCGAAACGGUGAUGACGUAAUGUAUUAGAUAUUGAUGACGUCACGUUUUAAAGGAUUGAUGACGACACGAGUUUGGAUAUCAAUCUGGUCCGUCCAUUUCACGGCAUUGCAUGAGAUCUUCCUUGAACGGAGAUACAUUGUAUGUGCUUAAAUCGACGGAAGUGACGCAAUAUGCUGCACGUGUGUUGCUGUUAGUGACGCAACACUGCGACGUUGUUUUCAGACAAAUCGUCAUGGAGUCGUCCAGUGAAAAGUGAUUAUAUACAUACAAUUAUGCACGUGAUUUCUGUUUGCUGAACCGAAACGAGAAACACGUGCAGAAACUAUCGCUUGGGAUUGGUAAACUAUCAGACAGAACCUCCUGAAGGCAUUGUGUAUGUCUUGUCAGAGCACCAGUUCGUAUUUUUCUAUUUUGAAGGUACUUUUAUCAUGACAACUAUAGGCGUACUUCUACUGUGUGUAAAUGAUGAUGCUGCUGAUGAUGAUGAUUAUGAUUAUGAUGAUGAUUAUGAUUAUGAUGAAGAUGAUGAUGAUGAUGAUGAUGAUGAUGAUGAUGAUGAUUAUGACGCCAAAAUCUACUUCUCACGACUUGAUCAGUAAUUUAACAGACCCUAGAUAAUAUGUUAUAAAAGAAAGAUUUGUCAGUAACAAGCACAGGGACUUGGUUAACAUUCCAUACAGCCGUCUAUAUAUGUAAAAUAUAUAGACAAUGGACUGAAAGUUUGUGCUAAGUCCCUAUGACUGCAAGCUAAAACAGCACUAUAUGACAAAAUACUCAUUACAUGUCUAUAUAGCAUUAUUACUUGUAAAGAUUCUUGUUAACAUUGUUUGUUUAUGUUUUACUCUAUUUGAUUAUCCUUCAGAUAAUAAUCCGUCUCGAUUAAUUUGAAAUAAUUUAAAUUACGAUUUUAUUUAUUUUUGAUAAUAUUGAUUCGCUGAUUUUAAAAUUUGAAAUAAUUUAAAUUACGAUUUUA